AUGCUGUUCGCUUCUGUUCCAGUUAUUGUUUCAUUUCUUUUUGCAUUCUCAACACUCGUUACUGCAGCACCCGGAAAGAAGAAGGCAGGCGCCGUUGUCACUGGGCUCGGAAUACCGGUAUCAAAUCCAGAUGCCAAAGAUGUCAUUGCCAACAGUUAUAUCGUGGUGUACCACAAGAAUUGUACCGACGCUAUGAUGGAGGACCACGUAAACCAAGUCAAGACCGCAAUGAAGAAGCGUAGAAUCGGUGCUCGAUCUACUGACGGGAGGGUCCUUUCUGGCGAUGUCAGCGCAAUCUCGAUGAUGGGAUGGAGGGCGAUGGCAUUAGAAGCCGAGGAUGCUAUGAUUAUCGACAUCGCAGGCUCACCAAUGGUUACCAAUGUUGAGGCGGAUACACGGGUCAAUAUUUCAGCCAUGGUUAAACAGACAAACGCGCCUUUGGGAUUGGAGCGCCUUUCUCAUAAAGCAAUUAGCACUGAUGGAUAUGCUUUUGAUGACUCGGCUGGUACCGGGAUUACUGUCUAUGUGGUAGACACUGGAAUUCGGACAACACACACCGACUUUGGUGGCAGAGCAACAUUCGCUUUCAACAGUGUAAACAAGGUUAAUACUGACGAAAAUGGUCACGGCAGUCACGUGGCUGGCACUGUUGGAGGUUCAGCAUUUGGUGUAGCUAAGAAUGCAAAGUUGGUUGCAGUCAAAGUCCUAGGUGCUGAUGGUGGAGGAUCAAACUCUGGCGUCAUUCGUGGUCUUCAAUUUGUUCUUACAGAUGUGACCAACAAGGCUCUAGGAGGGAAAGCAGUCGUCAACAUGUCCGUUGGUGGAAGCUUCUCAGCAGCCGUCAAUUCCGCAAUCGCUGGACUCACUCGCGGAGGGGUCACAGUCGUCACUGCUGCUGGAAAUGAGAAUGUUGAUGCGGCCGACACCUCUCCCGCAUCUGCACCAUCCGCCAUUACCGUCGGAGCCAUUGACGCCAAAACCGACGCCAGAGCAGAAUUCUCCAACUUCGGAGCUGUCGUUGACAUUUUCGCUCCAGGAGUCGACGUACAAAGUGUAGGAUUCUCAAGCGACACAGCUGUAGCGACACUCAGCGGCACAUCGAUGGCCUCUCCUCACGUCGCCGGACUUGCAGCUUAUAUCAUGUCACUCGAAGGCAUCGCGAGCCCCGACGCUGUCGCGGCAAGAUUAAAGGAGCUGGCAACUGCCACAGGAGCCGUCGUUUCCGACCCAGGAAAGGGAACCACAAACGCAAUCAUUGCAAACAAUGGAUCUGGACAAUAG
This is a messenger RNA of Glarea lozoyensis ATCC 20868, 1281 nucleotides long. RefSeq names its product Subtilisin-like protein. The transcript has 3 exons. The coding region runs from base 1 to 1281 and encodes 426 amino acids. Gene Ontology annotation, biological process: proteolysis. The record is from RefSeq and is a predicted model, not a curated record. NCBI's taxonomy places the organism in Eukaryota, Fungi, Ascomycota, Leotiomycetes, Helotiales, Helotiaceae. Gene Ontology annotation, molecular function: serine-type endopeptidase activity.